Molecule: messenger RNA, 2289 nt
Organism: Ochlerotatus camptorhynchus
Lineage: Eukaryota; Metazoa; Arthropoda; Insecta; Diptera; Culicidae
Exons: 1
Coding region: 1-2289 (762 amino acids)
Source: RefSeq, a predicted model, not a curated record
AUGCCUGCCAAAGAGGAGAAACUAUUGGCUGACCGCCUAACGCAGCGGAAAGGUCUUCUAAAAAUAUUAGAUGCUCUAGAGCGGUUCAUUCGUGAGUUUGACCACGGUCGUGAUGCCUGUCAACUGUGUGUGCGAAUUGAAUCACUGGACAAGCUGAAUGUAAGUUUCAUGGAUUGCCAGGACGUGAUAGAGAAGUUGGACAACUCGGAGAAUCUGGACACACACAUCAAUGAACGUGUAAAUUUCGAGCAGCGGUACUGCCAGGCAAAGGGCUUCCUACUUUCAAAGCGCACUGGAGGUAGUAAUCAUUCGACACUGAAUGAUUCGAUCUUAGCUUCACAACAACACCAACCAAGCUUUCACCUUCGUCUACCCAAGAUCGACCUGCCUAAGUUCAACGGUGACUUCUCGCGUUGGAUUUCUUUCCGCGACACAUUUACGUCGAUGGUCCACGUAAACGGUGACAUCCCCACGGUCGCUAAACUUCAGUAUCUGCUCCAGUCUCUUGAAGGCAGUGCCAAGAAGCCAUUCGAAUCUGUGGACAUUCAGGCUGACAGCUACGCUACGACAUGGGACGCAUUGAUGAAGCGGUACGACAACCGCAAGUACCUGAAAAAGCAACUCUUUAAGGCUCUGUAUGAUUUACCAGCAGUUAAGCAGGAGUGUGCGACACGCAUCCAUGGGUUGGUUGACGAUUAUCAACGCCAUGUUCGUACUCUAGCCAAACUUGAUGAACCGGUAGAUCACUGGGACUUACCAUUAACCCAGCUUCUUUUGUAUAAACUGGAUCAUGCAACACUACGUGCGUGGGAGGAGAAAACUAGCCAAAAGGAAGAUGUAAAGUACGAUGAGCUGAUCGAGUUUCUGUACCAACGGGUUCGUAUUCUCAACUCCGUCGGACCAGACAAUCAUCAUCUAGCGAAGGUGGCCGGCAAUCCACAGAAAAGUUUCAAGCAGAAAGUGUCAGCCAACGCAGCAUCCACAUCUGCUCCGAGUUACCCGUGUCCGCUUUCAUGUUCGGACAAUCAUUCGCUACGAUCCUGUCCAGCGUUUCUUGGAAAGAACGUCGGUCAACGACGAGAGGUAGUUUCCCAGAAACGAUUGUGUUGGAACUGCCUCAGCUUCGGUCACCAGUCCAAGAAGUGUGGUUCCAAAUUUACAUCCUCAGUUCAACAGCCGCUUCCUUCCACGUCACAAAUCGUGGAAUCCCCUGGCUCCCGCCAAGUCAGCAUGGCAGUCCAAACUGCAUGCACCAUGACAUUGUUGGAAACGGUUGUCAUCAACAUCAUCGACGAUCACAGUAAUAUGCACAAGGCUCGAGCUCUCCUCGAUUCGGCAUCGAUGUCGAAUUUCAUUUCGAAACCACUGGCUAAGAAUCUCUACAGUCGCCGAUCAACUGUGAACGUUUCCGUUGCAGGCAUCGGAUCAUCCACACAAAAGGUCAGUAGUGCCAUUACCGCAACCAUCGACUCGGGAGAUCGAACGAUCUCGAUGAAAUUGCAGUUUUUGGUACUGAAGCAGCCGUCAUCGGAGCUUCCAACAACGCCGAUUGAUAUUUCGGCAUGGAAGAUUCCGAAUGUGAAGCUAGCAGAUCCCCAGUUCAGUAUUCCCGGAAGUGUUGAUCUUGUCAUCGGGAGUGAAACUUACUGGGAACUCCACACGGGACGGAAGAUUUCUCUUGGUGAAGGUCUUCCGUGGGUAGUCGAAACUUCAUUUGGUUGGGCGGUCACUGGUCCCGCAUCUCGCUCGGCUACCUGUAUUCCACAUUUCUGCUAUCUAUCUACCGCUGACGAUCGUCUGGAAACUGCUCUACAAAAGUUUUGGGACAUGGAGACGAUUCCAUCCGAGCCAGUUCGAUCUGUAGAAGAAGGUCGAUGUGAGGAGUUGUAUUCGACAACUACUACGCGCGAUUCCAAAGGAAGAUAUAUCGUGCGUCUCCCAAGGGUUGAAGACCCUGAAAAGAUUCUCGGCGAAUCCAGGUCAAUUGCAGAUAGACGAUUUCUGAGCCUGGAACGUCGACUUGAACGAGAUCCUGCAACCAAGGACUCGUAUCAUCGGUUCAUGGAGGAGUAUUUACUACUUGGCCACAUGAAGGAAGUGCCAGAGCCGGUUAAUGACCAAGAUCCACACUGCUACAUUCCGCAUCACGUCGUCUUUAAAGAGUCUAGCACGACCACAAAGGUCAGAGUAGUCUUCGACGCAUCAUGUAAGACUUCAUCAGGCCACUCCUUAAACGAUACCCUGCUUGUUGGACCGGUGGUUCAGCAAGACCUCACACGAUCUACAUGA